This is a messenger RNA of Cariama cristata (Red-legged seriema), 1224 nucleotides long. It is a transcript of the gene EIF4EBP3, whose product is annotated as eukaryotic translation initiation factor 4E binding protein 3. Gene Ontology annotation, biological process: negative regulation of translational initiation. NCBI's taxonomy places the organism in Eukaryota, Metazoa, Chordata, Aves, Cariamiformes, Cariamidae. Gene Ontology annotation, cellular component: cytoplasm. Gene Ontology annotation, molecular function: eukaryotic initiation factor 4E binding. The coding region runs from base 768 to 1028 and encodes 86 amino acids. The record is from RefSeq and is a predicted model, not a curated record. The transcript is spliced from 7 exons.
AGGCUUACCCUCUCUAGAUCCAUCCAACAGCUCUACAACUUCUUCUUCAGGUCCUUUGACAGGCUUUUCAGCAAACAUACAAGGAGCACGGGUUUACCUUCAAGGGCCAGCGCCUGUUGGGACUCCCAGCUUUAACAGACAGCAUUUUUCACCACAUCCUUGGACAAGCGCAACAAAUUCAUCAGGUGAAUCUCCUAUUCCAUCAGUUUCCUCAGGAUCAUCUUCACCCCUUUCAGCUGCUUCUGCACCUUCUAACCUGGGCCAGCCAAAAACGGGUAACGCCAAUCAAGAUCGAAAGGUACCCCCUCCCAUCGGAACAGAAAGGCUUGCGAGAAUUCGACAGGGAGGAUCUGUCACUCCUACACCCUUAGGAACCAAUUUCACAGCUCCUGUCGGUCAUAGCGGUAUUUGGUCCUUUGGAGUUAACAGUGUAUCUGAAGGUUUGUCAGGUUGGUCUCAGCCUGUCAUGGGAAAUCAUCCGAUGCAUCAGCAGCUGUCGGACCCGGGCACGUUUUCUCAGCAUCAGCCAAUGGAGAGAGAUGAUUCUGGAAUAGUAGCUCCCUCGAAUAUUUUCCACCAACCUAUGCCAAAUAGUUUUGUGGAUUUUUCUAAAGGCCUACCGAUUUCCAUGUAUGGUGGCACUCUAAUACCCUCACACCCUCAGCUAGCGGAUGGCCCAGGAGGCCCCCUCUUUAACGGGCUCCAUACUCCAGAUCCUGCCUGGAAUCCCAUGAUCAAAGUUGUCCAGAACUCAACAGAAUGUACUGAUGCUCAGCAGAUUUGGCCUGGCACCUGGGCACCUCACAUUGGAAACAUGCAUCUCAAGUACCCGCAUCAUCUACGACCGCAAGUUCCUGCUGGAGUGCAAGAAUUCACCCGUGGCCAGGACCCCUCCCUGCUGCCUGCCCCAGAUCCCCGGUGUCACAUCCCUGGCCCAGUCCAGCCUCGUCAAGCUGGAGGAGCUCAAGGAGCGGAAUGAGAGUGAAGAAGCCAUGCCAGAUCAAGACCAGUUUGAGAUGGACAUCUAAGUUUCCAGCUCCCCGUCUCCAGGCCAUGGCUGGGCCUGUUCCUGGGCCUCGUGGAGGUGCUGGCACCGUGACCAGCUGGCUGCAGCCCUCUCUGAUGCUGGGGAUGGAUGUGUGACACCUCAGGCUCUAGCACAACUGGCUGGUGCAAUUGCCUAGGAGCUCAUGCUUGAUCAAUAAACACCAUGAAACCCCUGUG